Messenger RNA from Guillardia theta CCMP2712, 1584 nucleotides. RefSeq lists its product as hypothetical. Gene Ontology annotation, cellular component: membrane. NCBI's taxonomy places the organism in Eukaryota, Cryptophyceae, Pyrenomonadales, Geminigeraceae. The transcript is spliced from 8 exons. The record is from RefSeq and is a predicted model, not a curated record. The annotation marks the transcript as partial. Gene Ontology annotation, molecular function: ATP hydrolysis activity; ATP binding; ABC-type transporter activity.
AUGCUGGUGCCUGAAAAGAAGGUCAAGACUUCUCCUCUCAGCUGCGACACACCAACGCGCACAAUCCUACAUGAGGUCAGCGGUGUCUUCGAGGCCGGCAAGUUCACUGCCAUCAUGGGGACGAGCGGAGCUGGUAAGACGACCUUGCUCAACGCGGUGGCGGGCGAGGCUUCGGGAGGGAAGCUGUCAGGAGGCGUGAGCUUCAACGGUGCGCAAGUUAACUCAGAUCACAUCCGUCGACUUCGCGCGUUUGUGUUUCAAGAUGAUGUCAUGAUGGGGACGAUGACUGUGAGAGAAGCCAUCACCAUGUCCGCAAGGCUGCGGCUCCCCGCGUCGAUCCCCUUGACCGAGAAGCUGAAGCGAGUGGAGGAAGUGAUCGAGCUGCUGCAUCUCGACAAGUGCAAGGACAGCGUGAUCGGGUACGCGAAAGAGCGAGGCAUCUCCGGGGGCGAGCGGAAGCGAGUGGGGAUAGCCAUGGAGCUUAUCACCAACCCCUCCGUCAUCUUCCUCGACGAGCCCACCUCAGGGCUCGACUCUCACACAGCUCACAGCGUCUGCAAGACGCUAAAGGAGCUCGCCAAGGCUGGACGGACUGUAGUGGCGACGAUCCACCAGCCCUCCUCCGACAUCUUCCACAUGUUCGACAACCUCCUCAUCCUGGCCCAUGGCAAGAUCUUGUACCAGGGUCCCUCCCGCGACUGCACGCCUUACUUCGCGGCCCGAGGCAGUGAGUGCCCGCGGUACACGAACCCGGCGGACCACAUCUUCAUGAAGGUGCUCAACGACCAGGACGCCAUCACUGAGGAUGAGAAGCAGUUGGCCACUGCCCGCGUGCAGUCUCUCCUCAACGAGUACGUGACCUCCGGCACUCUGUCGCGCAUGGAGGAGGCGGCGGCAGCUCCUGGACCAGGGGUGUCAGGGUCAGGACAAGAGAAGGGAGCAGGAGUGAUGACAGAGCUGGCUGUCCUCUUCACUCGAGCUCGCAGGAAUGCUGUCCGCAACCGCAUGAUCCUACGAGCCAAGAUAGGACAGUCGAUGUUCAUGGGCCUACUGGUCGGCCUCAUCUACCGAAACCUUCAGACCAAUCAGAAGUCCAUCCAAGAUCGCAACGGGGCGCUUUUCUUUGUCUCAGUCAACGUCACGCUCUCAGCUGCCUUUGGAGUCAUCUCCGCGUUUGGCGUCGAGCGGACUGUCUUCGAACGCGAGAGAAGUGUGGGCAUGUACAGCACGCUGUCUUACUUCCUCUCAAAGAUCCUCGUUGAGCUCCCGCACAACGUUAUUUUCCCCUUCCUGCAGUCCACCAUUGUCUAUUUCCUCCUCAAUCUGCAGCAGGCGGCAGACAAGUGGAUCAUAUGGGCCAUGAUAUUCGUGAUCUUGAACAAUGUCGGCAACUCGCUCGGCAUCAGUAUCGCCUGCAUGUUCGCGGAUCUAGAGAUGACGAUUCAAGCUGCUCCGAUCUUCAUUCUUCCUCUUAUGCUCUUCAGCGGCUUGUUUGUCAAUCAGACGGGGAUCCCGGUCUACUUCAACUGGAUCAAGUACAUCUCGCCCAUGAAAUACAGGUGGGAUAGGAGAGGGGCAGAAGAG